UUGGUAUUUUUGUGUGUUUUUGUUUUGCUAACUGCACUGACAUCAUUCCACUUUCUGUAAGAAAUUUGCUUGUUAGAAUGGAAGCCCUAGACAUUUUGGAGAAAAGAAUAGGCGCAUUGAACCGUGUGCUGGGUCCCCUGCCCGAAGCACAGGUUGGAGACGAUGGAAACACAACAAAGACUGCCAACAUAGUGGACACUCUUUGUUCUGCCAACGCCUUGCUGAGCGAAGCCACAACGGGACGAACCCAGGUGCAGCAGUGUGUGGGACGUGCAGCGGAAUUGGAGAAAUAUUUGGAUCCCAACUACUUAGAGGAACAGCAGCAGGUUCGCGCCAAAGAAGUCUACAUUAAUGCCGUUGCACCUGAGCUAUAUGCACAAAGCGAACAGCUGGCACGAAUCAAACAGCUGGAGCCGGCGCUCGGUGCCGAAUAUUUUCGAAGCAUACCCAGCGAGUGCCUUGACAAGCUCAAGCAGAUCACGGAAAAUAACGACGAAUAUGCACAGCAAAGCGAACUAAUUGAGGAGAGCCUCAUAUUGGCCAUGAAGCGUUACGGUGAAAUACAAGCGGGCCUGCUCAGCUCGUUGGAUGCGAUGAGCGAGCGCCUUGACCAGGUCGAACAGCGCAUGGAGCAGCAGAAACGUGCCGAGCUCACAAAGGAUGUGGCCCCCAAGGACUAAAACGCUCAACUCCCUCCCACAAGUAUUUAACCUUAGAUAUUGUUCCACUGUUCGCCUGUACAUAU
Drosophila navojoa is the source of this 745-nucleotide messenger RNA. It is a transcript of the gene DCTN3-p24, whose product is annotated as Dynactin 3, p24 subunit. NCBI's taxonomy places the organism in Eukaryota, Metazoa, Arthropoda, Insecta, Diptera, Drosophilidae. The record is from RefSeq and is a predicted model, not a curated record. Gene Ontology annotation, biological process: cytoskeleton-dependent cytokinesis. Gene Ontology annotation, cellular component: dynactin complex.